Messenger RNA from Lynx canadensis (Canada lynx), 1065 nucleotides. It is a transcript of the gene TBATA, whose product is annotated as thymus, brain and testes associated. NCBI's taxonomy places the organism in Eukaryota, Metazoa, Chordata, Mammalia, Carnivora, Felidae. The record is from RefSeq and is a predicted model, not a curated record. The coding region runs from base 1 to 1065 and encodes 354 amino acids. The transcript is spliced from 10 exons.
AUGGCUACAGAGGCGAAGACCCCGUUGGCUGAACAUCCACUGAUGAGUCCAAGGGCUCAGCUGAAGCCUGAAAAGAAGUUAGGGCACAGCCCAAGGAGCCACGGGCACGGCAGACCACGGAAAGAACUGACGAUCCCAGGGAUCGUGGAUUUCCAGCUGAUCCAAGCGGCGCUGAGGACCCCCAAGCCCCAAAGCCCCGGGGCCUACCGCUUUGGCCGCCUCAGCCACCACUCCUUCUUCUCCCGGCACCACCCCCACCCACAACACGUGACCCACAUCCAAGAUUUCACCGGGAAGCCCGUCUGUGUCGUCAGAGACAAGUUCUCUCUGGCCCCCUUGCCUCAAGCCACACUCUUAUCCCGCUGUCUGAUGGCGAUGCCCACCAUCCCUGUCCCCAUCGGAGACCCGCAGUCCAAUCGGGACCCCUGGCUUCCUUAUGAGGCCUGGAAGAAGGAACUGAAGAACCUGGCUUCUCGGGUGGCCGUCUUCACCGAGAACGAGCUGAAGAGCAAAGAGGAGGAACAGAAGGAGGAGCCUCCACGGGAGCAGGGAGCAAAAUACUCAGCUGAGACCGGCAGGCUCAUCCCCACUGGCACCAGAGCCAUUGGCCACCGUCACUCCCGCCAGGACCCACGGAUUUAUCCCUCUGGUAAAGAUGGAAGAGUCCAGACCUUCAAGCUGCCGGAUCAGGAGCUGCUGAUCCUGGAGCUCCUCUGCCAAAUCCUGCAGACAGACUCCUUGAGCGCUAUCCAGUUCUGGCUACUAUACGCUCCCCCGAAGGAGAAAGAUUUGGCCCUGGGGCUCCUGCAGACAGCGGUGGCGCAGCUCCUUCCUCAGCCCCUAGACUCCAUCCCAGUAGAAAAACUUCUGGAUCAGCUCCAGGAAGGCCAAGAGCCAUCUCAAGAGAGGAAACAGCCACCCUGCAGCCAAUCCUUGAAGAAGACGAAGACACCGCCUCUACCCAAAGGCGACAAACCGGAGUAUGUCGGGAAAGCCCAAGUCCUCCGAAUGCAUUCAAGCCAGAACGCAGCAGAGAAACCGUCAAAGCCAGAGGCAGAAUGCUGA